GAUAUAGCUAACUCUCUUUGAAUAUUUUCAAUACUUAAACUUCCUCCAUAUGUUCUCUUCAUACGCUUGAAUCUUCAGUCUUUGCAAAAUUUGAUAAGUUAAAUAUAGAAAGAAAGAAUUAGCGUCUAGUUUCUUAAUAGGCAUAAAAUCAAAUGAUUAAUGGCUAAAUUAGCCGCUUUUCUUCUAAGGCGUCUAAUUUUCUCUCUUCAUUUAUUACUAUAAAUAGAGCUUAUACUAAGAAAACUUUAUAUAGCUAUCCUAAGGAGAUAGUUGCAAGAAAGUGGAGAACCCAGAAUAGUAGAAAGCUAGCAUGGCUCAUUAUUCAGCAAUCGUUGUGUUUUCCUCUCUCCUCCUUGUGGUCCUACAGUCAGCUGAUGGACAACAAACCAAGAAGUGCCCACCAUGGUGUGUUACCAAGCCUGAUGCUUCAAAUGACCGGAUCAAAAUAUCACUGGAUUGGAUCUGUAAAAAUGGAGCGAAUUGUGGCCCAAUAAAUCAAGAUGGACCUUGUUAUGUGCAAGGUGAUCUCAAGGCCAUGGCCUCCUAUGCUUUCAAUGACUAUUUUCAGAAGACUAGAGUGUCUGGUGGACUUUGUGAUUAUGGUGAAGUUGCUACUUUAUCUAAUAUAGAUCCUAGUCAUGGAGCUUGCAAUUUCACAUGUACGCCAUACUAGUGAUGAACAAUCGUUUAGAAGUUCAUUAUGGAUGAAUUUUAUACAAAGUUUGGCCGCAGUAAUGCGAUUGUGCCAAGUUGCACAGUUGGCAGUUA
Molecule: messenger RNA, 768 nt
Organism: Beta vulgaris subsp. vulgaris (sugar beet)
Lineage: Eukaryota; Viridiplantae; Streptophyta; Magnoliopsida; Caryophyllales; Amaranthaceae
Product: PLASMODESMATA CALLOSE-BINDING PROTEIN 5
Exons: 3
Coding region: 311-673 (120 amino acids)
Source: RefSeq, a predicted model, not a curated record